Trichogramma pretiosum is the source of this 2621-nucleotide messenger RNA. Its product is annotated as titin homolog. Bases 1094 to 2134 code for a protein of 346 amino acids. NCBI's taxonomy places the organism in Eukaryota, Metazoa, Arthropoda, Insecta, Hymenoptera, Trichogrammatidae. The record is from RefSeq and is a predicted model, not a curated record. Gene Ontology annotation, cellular component: neuron projection membrane. Gene Ontology annotation, biological process: synapse organization. The transcript has 10 exons.
CCGACGACGACGACGACGUCUCAGGCACACGCUCGCCGCCGGUACCCCACGAUUCAAACCGGUUCCCAUGGAUCAAAAUCAGCGCUCACGGCCAAUCUCGAGUGUAUUUAUUUUUCUCCCGUAGCGUGUGCAGUGGUGAUGGUUCUCGAGGCAAAAGUGUUUUUUUGCAAAGUGAAAAAGCAGAGAAACAGUCGCGGCGAUGAUUGCGCCAAAUGCAAUCUAUGAGAGAGUUUACUUGGCGCUAAAUCGAUUGCAUAUCGAUACUGCCGCUUCGAGCACACUCUACAAAGUCAAUACGAGAGUGACCGACUCGAUGCGCUCUCGAAGCUCAUGUACACGGGCCACGCAUAAAUAAUGAAAUAACGUCAAGCGGUUGAUGUAUCCAGACCAACGUACAGAAAAUUUGCUUAAAAAAUGCUGCGCUCGGCGUGGGGAUAAGUGAUCAUGUUGACGCGCACGAAUUGAAUCGGCGGCCAAACCUAUAGAGAUAUUUAUGUACGGAGGUGCGGGGUGAUUCAAUUAAACUGUGUGAACUGGCGGUCAAGAGGGGGAUGGAGGAUGCGCCGCAGGAACUUUUUUGUGGAUAACCGCGACAGUGAUCUCCUUGUAACAGCGGAGAAAAUCGGACAGGUUCAGCGAGCAUCGCGACGUGUCAUGUACUUUCAGCGAUCCAAGUUCCAGGAACAAGCAGAAUAUUCAAAAAAUUAUAAGUUUGCAGGGUGAAUUGGUUCUACAUUUUUUCUUGGAAUGGCUAACUUGAUUGAAAAAACUUUCCAUUCAAUCUCUUGUUCAAACAUCUUAGCAAGAUCAAACGAGUUUGCUCUCAUUUGGGUUGCAGGAUUCUUAAUUGAAUAAACUAAAGAACGCAAAACCAAACUGAACCGUUCAGAAACAUAUUCUAUAUUACUCUCAUUACGAGAAAAUAGAUAGGAGCAGAAAAAUAUCGAUGAGUUUCUUGAUUUAAUGCCAUCACUACAGCUGGAAGCGAUCUCGAUUUCGAUGACCUUAACCAUAGUGCAGGUUCGAGAGUGGGGCUAGAGCUUUCCUAUCAUAGGAAAGGGACGAACUGUUUUGGGCUAAGGGUGAGGUAGCCAUGAGUCAACCGGCGUGUGGCUGCUUUAUAUUUUUACUGUUAUUGCAACUUUCGAUAUCAAAAUCUCAAACAGAUUUGUCAAUUAAUGCCUCGACAGAAAAGGUUACAGCACCGACAGUCUCGAUGAAGUCUGAAAAUCUAACCAUAACGAAGAAAGCAUCCAUGACGACCAUCAAACGUCAAAAUAGCGGUACAGAUUCGCCGAUGCUGAAUUACAUAUUUGACUCACAUAGUCACAGCAAGCAUCAGCAUUAUCAUGAUCAUCGUUGGGGCCCUCAUUUUGAAGGCAAGAGCACAAAUAUAACAGCUCAAGCCGGAGCCAAUGUCACGCUCGACUGCAGGAUAUCACUGCUUCAAGAUAAAACAGUAUCUUGGGUGAGACAUCAAAACAGUGACGAAAAAAUGAACUUACUAACUGUUGGUCAGCAAACUUAUACUGGUGAUUCAAGGUAUACAGUAGAAUUUCAGUAUCCAGACAAUUGGAGACUGCGAAUCAAGAGUGUCAAUAGCAGCGACGAAGGCCAAUACGAAUGUCAGAUUAGUACUCAUCCGCCCAAAUUUAUUCGUGUUAAUUUGCACAUAAAUGCACCUUCGGUGAGCAUAAUAGACGCCAUGGGAGAGUUACUGAGAGACAAAUAUUACGAAGCUGACAGUACCAUAGAGCUACUGUGCGUCGUGCGUCACAUAGCCAUGCAAAUGCAGUACAGUGUUGUCCAGUGGCUACAUGGUAACCGGACCUUAAAUUAUGACACCACCAGAGGAGGAAUAAGUGUAAAAACGAAUUUAAUGGAAGAGGGAGCUAACUCUACGCUUAGUAUAGCGAGGGUUGGGCCAGCUGACAGUGGUAAUUACACAUGUGUUCUGACUACUAUGCCGGAUAAACCUGCAACUGUACAUGUACACGUUUUAAAUGGAGAAAGUCUAGCUGAGCUGCAUCAUGGUCGUGCCAGCAGCAUGAAUCAUCCGAAAAUAAAUCCAAGCACAUCAACUACGUUGCUGAUAUUACUUUGGUCUUUUCUAGCAUGGAUUGUACCUAGAUGAAGAAUUGCUAUACUUACAAUAGCAUCACUAAUGUCUGUGUUGGAAACAAGUUAUAUCAUACAGUGCAUAAUAUCAAGUAACUGAAACAAUUGUUACUUAAAAAGACAUUCACAUAUGUACACAUGUGGCGUUUUCGAAACUAUAAAGUAAAUUGUAUGAAGUCCCAAUCAUGCGCUAUAAAAAUUUUUAAAUAUAUUGUAUUCGAUAUCAGAAUUACGUAGGUAUCAAUAAAAUGAGUGUGAAUAUAAGAAGUGACAGUUGAUGUAGGCUUCAAGUAGUAAAGCGAAGUCAUAAAAUGUGGUUGAAUGUGUUGAAUACAUUUUUAGAGAGCGAAUGUUGACAUUUUUGAGAAUAUAGAAAACAAUAUAAUAUUAUUAAGGAGAUGACAGAGUCAGCCCAAAAAUCAAAAAAUCAAACUCAUUUUCAGAAACUUUUACUGGAAUUCUUUUUUUUUUUUUUUUAGACUGCAUGGGGACUUUGAUUUGAU